Molecule: messenger RNA, 3501 nt
Organism: Alternaria atra
Lineage: Eukaryota; Fungi; Ascomycota; Dothideomycetes; Pleosporales; Pleosporaceae
Exons: 3
Coding region: 1-3501 (1166 amino acids)
Source: RefSeq, a predicted model, not a curated record
AUGACGGAUAAUUUAAAGCGGAAAAACGAAAAUGCGCAGCAAGGAAGUGGGACUUUCAGCAAACGCCAGCGACGAGCGACUCGAGCACCUUUAGUAUUCGAGCAAGGUGUCAAUCCUGCGCCCCCUACACCGCCGCUGACUGCGAGGAAGCAGCGGCGCUCGCAGUACCGUCAGUCGCAGCAAAACGCUUAUAGCCGCGAUCGCAGCUCUACGCCAGCACCUGUCAGCCCGCUCUGCGAACCAACUGCCGAAUCGAGCCAGCUCGCUGUUGACGCACAAACUGAUAAUACAUUUGAGACAUUCGAGGACGAUAACGCGGAGGAGGAGGAGGAUCCAUUGCCAGAGGAGGAAGAGGCUGCUACAAUGGCUAGCGAGCAUGCUGCUAGUGCGACUGGAGACUCACCUGGUGUUGCUGCCGCUGCCGCUACCUCAGUGGCUUCUUCAAGCCAUUCGCAGCGUCAGUCAGCAGCUGCUACAGAGGAGGCUGACGAAGAGCCAAAGUUGCACUUUAGAUGGCGCGCUUGCUGGGGUUCUAUGGAGAAGAAUUUAAUACCUUCUGCUUCUCGGUUUGCGCGUAGCAAGCACAUGUAUACUGUAAGCGAUGAGAAGCUGUGGCGAUGGGCGGACGGAGUAGUUAAGAGUCAGAAGCCGCGAGGUGCAAAGAUUGAGAGUUUGACAGCGACGCUAUACUAUACUGGCGGCCGCCAAGCCAAAGGCGAUAGGUGUACUACCGCGCUGCAGCGUCGCCGUUUGGUAACUGGUGAAGAUCUCUGUUUCGGAAACUGGUCAGAGUUGAUAGCGUUAGUAGAAGAGAUGGACAAGGAGAGCUCGGAAAUGCUGAAGUGCGACUUUGACUUAGUGUUGAGCGAGGAGCAGCAGCAGCAGCCGGUGCCUCUAUCGGCAGAGCAGCCAGUCGGUAGAUCCACUGUUCGUGCACGUCCAGGCAUCGUUACUGCUAUACAAGAAGAGGGACUUGCUGGUGUUGUUACAGCUGAGCACUUUGCAAUUGGCUCUGCCAUAGAUAUUAAGGAUCACUGGAGAUGCCGCGAAGAAUGCUGCGGCAAUUACAGCUUUACCUGUUGCAUUCGGCGUGUGCCUGGCCGCCUUGAUCGCUUCGAGGAUCACUACAAAGUCAGCGGUAACCUCAUUGCAAGCUGGGCUCAGGGCAUUGAGCGCAAAGAGUGUACAGUCGAGCAACCUUCUGAUGAGAUUCGAUUGUCUAUCAUGCUAGCUAGAGACCGCGCUGAUGCUGAGAAGAAGCGCCGAAGGCGGAAGGUGUCACCAACGUCUUCAAACUCAAGCAUCGAAGGCCUUACAAAAGCUAUAUUAGCUGGUCAUCUUGCUCAAAUAACUGCUGCUUCAGCUCCUCGCUGUAAUCACCAUUCCGAGACGUUCACUUCCCGUCAAGUAUGGAUGGAUUUUGACUGCCCACAUCCUGAGUUAGCACAACAUACUUACAACUUUUUCAAAUUCUGGGAGCGCGCGAUGCCACAGUAUAAGGGAACUAUUAACGAGGUGAAAGAGAAGGUGUUUAAAGAAGGGAAGUACAAUAUUAACAUGCUGAUGGACGAGGAAAUACUCAAGCUCAACAGACCGGCCAAUAGGACUCCAUCCAUACUUGCGAUCACCAGUGCGCUCGUUGCAAGCACUCUCAUCUAUCGCGAUAACCUGCUCAACGGUGUAGUUCAGCUGUACCCGGGCUUGGAAAACUCGUCGGAGUGCAUCGCUCUGCUCUGCAGCUUUCUUUGUGGCGACUUUACGACUCCACUCCAUGCUUUGGAGCUCGCGAUGGAUGACGGAGAUGCUCACAGGCAUGUCGAAUUCAUCAAUAAACCAGUCUCUGAUCUCCUCGAGCGCGACAUCCAGUUUCACGAGAUUCUAUACAAGAACAACCUCAGGGAGCUUCUGUUGCCACUCAUUCCGGAUGCGGAUGAAGUUGCGAAGCUCAUUGCAGAUCCGGGUGGCCAAAGAUGGGGCGACAUGGCGCUGCAAAAACGACUGGAAUCCAGGUUGCACGAGUCGUAUCAAUCGUACCAGGACACUAUUACUGAGAUGAAUGAGAUCGCCGAAGAGCUUAAGAAAGAGUUGUGUUUCGAUAAAGAGACUGUGCAGGGCCAGCUCUCGCUGCCGGAAACGAACCGGCGGAGCUCCAGCCGAUCGCCAAGCCUUCAGCCAUAUGCAAGGCCUUCGAAGCUCUCCGCUGCCAAGGGCAGGUUGGACUAUGAGUUUUUUCGAACAAAGUUUAGUAUUGGAGAAAGGACUAGAGACGAGCUGUUCGGUCAACUCAAAGAAUGCAAUGAGCGUCUAGAGAAGCUCUUGAGCUCCAGUGACAGAGUUUCUGCACUCCAAGAUGUCGCGCCCGGGUAUACCAAGCAGACUUCUGAGCUGACGUCAGCAUUCAAGAAGAUUUCGAAGGAAUCAAGUUUGCUGUUUCAGGCGCUGCAGAACGCCUGGCAGUGCUCGUGUCAGCAGUACCACUUCGCGAACUUACGACUGGAGCAUCGGACACUCACAGAAUUAUGCUUCAAUAUCAUCCUCAUGUUUGUCGCUCCCUCGGAACACGGAAACACGCCAUGGCGCUGGAGAGAGUUUCGCUGCGGCCAUAUGCUGGGUUGUUUCUUUCAUCAGAAGGGGAUGAAAGCAGCCAGAUCCUCACCGCUUCAUCGCCGACCAGCUACCCUGCCCACACCAGCUACCAUACCAUCACCCUCAAUUUCGAACCGGAAAAGAGUGGGUUUCGUACCACCUGCGUCCAUUGUACCGAAGAUCCAAGUAGACCCUUUCAUCAAUCACAACAUCCAAUUGUGUAAACAAUUAGGCGAUGAAGAUUGCGGAGUAUGCAUGGGCAUCAUCGGUCAUGACGAUGACAUCUUUCAUCUUCAUCCGAUCAUUCAAAAAAGGCAGGACGUCGGAUACGAUCCCAUCACACUUGACCACAUCCUCUCCCAUGACUUUGAAGGCCACCUCUCGCGGCGCCAACGCUACUUAAUUGCGCUUCUUGUUGCUUCAUCGGUAGGACAACUCCAAUCUACGACCUGGCUACGGACUGGUCUCUGCAAGGAGGAUAUCAUUUUCUUCUCUUCCAACGACGACAGCCCCAUCAUUCCGUACGGCGAGCCUUUCAUCCGACAGGACUUCCCACACGGUCGCAAUCACCUCUCCUCCACUGACUCAUCCGCGAACGACUGCAACUUUUACUCCCUCGGCAUACUUCUUCUAGAACUCUGCUUUGGUUGCCGGUUGGAAGACCAUCACCUACGCAAGAAGCACCCAUCAAUCACCGAUGCCGCAACCAAACAUGCCUUCGACGUAAUGGCUGCGUUAAAGUGGUCCAGCAGCGUGAGCGGCGAAGGCGGAGACGAUUAUGCGACAGCUGUCAAGUGGUGCUUCAUGGGCGUAACAGACAGAGAAAAGAAUUGGAGAGACGAAAUUGUCGCGAAUGUGGUGCGGCCGUUGGAAAAAUGUAUGCAGCACUUCCAGACUGCGGCUGUCGUUCGAUGA